UUCUCGUAUAGAAGCGAAUCUUUUGGAUUUUGUGCCGGUUUCGACCGAAAAGUGUGUGUGUGUGUGUGAAAGUCCAGGGUUGAUGGUAAAAAAAGAAACAAAGGGAUUCUGGGGACUGGCACCAUCGGGUCAUCACCACACGGAAGUCAUGAUCUUCCUGGCUACUGUUCUGUUUGUGGGUCUGGGGACUGCAGCCGCCGUGCCUCUGAAGAUUGGCUGUGAUACAGAAACCCUGGACAAGUGUGGAGCCGACUUAGUCAUUUUCGGAACUGGUCCCAAAGUCCCGACGAACAAGAAAGAACUCCUGGCACAGUGCGAGGUGGAAUAUGCUGCGGAGCUAUGUGCUAGGGAGUUUGCGACCAAGUGUCUACCGCCGUUGCCGAGAGGCAUGGUUGUCGUCAUCCUAGAAGGCAUCAGUCAGGAAGUGUCUUCUAAGUGCAAUGCUACAAAUCCUCUUCACCACGAUUUCCUCAAGCACGCUGCUUGUAUGAACAAGGUGGGAGAUCGCCUGCACAAAUGCAUGAAGAAGUUAACCCUAACGCUGGACUACAGCGCCAGCAUCGAGCCCCACCUUAGGGUCGGGAGGUCUUGCUGUAACUUCGCCGAGUACCUCCAGUGUUCCGGAGACGCCGUCAAGAAAGACUGCGGAAGCGAGGCGGAGGACUAUCUCAAGAAGUUGCUCACACGGUCCGCUGGCGACUUUAUAGAGAUUGCGUGCAUCAACCACAGGACGGACUUCGAGGCGUGCAAAGCGACGUCAGAACAUCUCGUCGAUAUGUCUACCACGAGAGUAACGUCCCUGCUCUCGCCCAUGGCUAAAUUGGUAUCUGCAGAGGGCUAA
Ornithodoros turicata is the source of this 841-nucleotide messenger RNA. RefSeq lists its product as uncharacterized. The record is from RefSeq and is a predicted model, not a curated record. The coding region runs from base 83 to 841 and encodes 252 amino acids. The transcript has 5 exons. NCBI's taxonomy places the organism in Eukaryota, Metazoa, Arthropoda, Arachnida, Ixodida, Argasidae.